Messenger RNA from Drosophila grimshawi, 509 nucleotides. RefSeq lists its product as uncharacterized. Lineage: Eukaryota; Metazoa; Arthropoda; Insecta; Diptera; Drosophilidae. The record is from RefSeq and is a predicted model, not a curated record. Bases 30 to 413 code for a protein of 127 amino acids. The transcript is spliced from 2 exons.
AUUUGUUAUUUUAUUUGACCAUUGCUUCCAUGCUUAUCCUAUUAUUUGUGUGGAUUUCAACUAAAAAGCUGCUGGUUCCAGCUCAAAAACAAUCAGAAACUCCGAAGGACAUGUCGAAACAACAAUUGGCGCAUCCACGUUUUACGACAAAAACUCUGAAUUUCUGGUCUGACCCUUGGGAUGUUGGAGCUGAUGAUGCUGCUGGUGCAAUUCCGGGAUUCCAAAAUAACCAACCGACUUUUGGAGCUUGGAAAUAUGUGCGCUUUGGAGAUGGAGCACUUUAUACUACUGAGAGUCUCCAGACCGAGUCCAAUGUGAUGAACAAAUAUUCUCCAAUGGGCAUAUUGUCGUGUUUGUAUUUUUUGUUAGGUUCGAGAUAUCCUUGCAGAUUUAUGCUGACGUUAUGCUAUUGACUCGACUUUUGAUGUUGAUCGAGUGCACAUGUAAAUUAUUGGCUCGCAAUAGACUUCUUCACAUUUUAUGAAUAAACAAUGAUUUAGAACCUUUGA